Messenger RNA from Purpureocillium lilacinum, 1059 nucleotides. Its product is annotated as TFIIH/NER complex subunit. Gene Ontology annotation, cellular component: transcription factor TFIIH holo complex. Gene Ontology annotation, molecular function: cyclin-dependent protein serine/threonine kinase activator activity. NCBI's taxonomy places the organism in Eukaryota, Fungi, Ascomycota, Sordariomycetes, Hypocreales, Ophiocordycipitaceae. Gene Ontology annotation, biological process: nucleotide-excision repair; regulation of transcription by RNA polymerase II; positive regulation of cyclin-dependent protein serine/threonine kinase activity. The record is from RefSeq and is a predicted model, not a curated record.
AUGUCGCGGGUCUCGGUGCGCCACGGCUCAGGCGCCGCGCCCGCCGACGACGAGACGUGCCCGGUGUGCAAGACGACACGCUACUUCAACCCGGACAUGGAGUUUCGUGUCAACACGGAAUGCUACCACCUCAUGUGCAAGACGUGCAUGGAACGCAUCUUCAAGGACGGACCUAAUCAGUGCCCCUAUGCCGAAUGCAACAAGACGCUGCGCCUGCGUGGGUUCAAAAAAGCCUUCUUCGGCGACCUCAAGGUCGAGCGCGAGGUGGACAUUCGCCGGCGCGUCGCCCAGGUCUUCAACAAGGUCGAGGAUGACUUUGAGUCGCUCGACGCCUACAACGACUACCUCUACAUGGUCGAGUGCCUGACCGACGACCUCGUCAACGGGAAACCUGACGCCCGCGCCCGCGCCGAGGCCCAGCUCGCCGAGUGGGAGGCCCAGCACCGCGCGGACAUUGAGCGCAACAGGCGCCUCGCGCGCGAGUCGGACGAGGCCCGCCAGAAGCGGCUCGCCGCCGAGCAGGACGCCGCGCGCCAGCGCCGUCUGCAGGAGCUGCGGGACGACGCCGACGAGCGGGCCAGCGCGGCGCGCUUCCGCGAGGAGAUGCUCGACUCGCUCGCCAACGCCGAGGUCGGGCACGCGGGCGAGGCGGUCGACCGCGUGCUGCUCAAGAAGCGCGGCCAGCAGCGCUCCCAGGCCGCUCUUCAGGCCGCCGCCGCCGCCGCCGGUGCGGGUGCCGGUCUGUCAAUCCGCGGGCUGCGCGACAAGACGCGUCCCGCCGCCGACGACGGCAAGCCGUAUGACCCCUUUGGCGGGCUCGACCUGGCGCCAUCAAGAGUCGACCUGUCCGAGGACCGCCUGGGUGGCUACCACAGCGAGUGGGUCGACGUGAUCCGCUCCAAGGACGAGUACCGCGUGGGCGGGUACAGCGCCGACGAGUACAUCUCACGGGCGCUGUUCGAGGCCUUUUCGGGCCUGGGCGUGUUCGUGGCGGAGGACAAGGUGGACCGCGACAUCUCGACGGCGGGUGCGCGCGAGGCGGCCAUGGUGGACGUCUGA